Messenger RNA from Gastrolobium bilobum, 2164 nucleotides. Its product is annotated as probable LRR receptor-like serine/threonine-protein kinase At5g10290. Gene Ontology annotation, biological process: protein phosphorylation. The record is from RefSeq and is a predicted model, not a curated record. Lineage: Eukaryota; Viridiplantae; Streptophyta; Magnoliopsida; Fabales; Fabaceae. The transcript has 12 exons. Bases 224 to 2050 code for a protein of 608 amino acids. Gene Ontology annotation, molecular function: protein kinase activity; ATP binding; protein binding.
ACUAAGUAGUCUAGGGAAUCUGGUAAUAAAAAAGAAAAAGGAAAGAACAAUUUUUGAAAGUACAUGAAAGAAAUAAGAAGCAAAGGCCCAUUAGCUUCUGUUUCAGAUUUGCUGCCAUCACACUGGUUUCACCCUUUGGAGCAUUUGUUUCUGCCAGAAACAUGAGCUAGGUGAAGGUUACUCAUAUGUUAAUUGAAUAUCAUGCACAUGGUGCCAGAGGUUGAUGUCGGUGGAAAUGGACUUCGUAUUUGUGCUUUUGCUAUUGGCUAGUGUACGUUCUUUGGCGCUGCCUGAGCCUGAUUUACAAGAAGAUGCACUAUUUGCAUUGAAGAUAUCACUGAAUGCUUCAACUAACCAGCUUACUAAUUGGAACAAAAAUCAAGUAAACCCUUGUACUUGGUCCAAUGUUUACUGUGAUCAGAAUAGCAAUGUUGUUCAAGUUUCAUUAGCAUUUAUGGGAUUCACAGGAUCUUUGACGCCAAGAAUAGGAGCUUUAAAAAGUCUUACAACUCUUUCUUUGCAAGGGAAUAGCAUCACUGGUGGCAUACCAAAAGAAUUUGGAAACCUUACAAGCUUGGUUCGAUUGGAUUUGGAAAACAACAGAUUAACUGGUGAAAUACCAUCUUCCCUUGGUAAUCUUAAAAAGCUUCAAUUCUUGACAUUGAGUCAAAACAAUCUCAAUGGGACUAUCCCAGAAUCACUUGCCAGUCUCUCGAGCUUGAGCAAUGUUCUGCUAGAUUCAAAUGAUCUAAGUGGGCAGAUCCCAGAGCAGUUAUUCAAAGUUCCUAAAUACAAUUUCACUGGAAAUAACUUGAAUUGUGGCGUGAAUUAUAACCAUCUUUGCGCAUCUGAUAAUGCAGAUCAAGGUUCAUCCCACAAACCAAAAGUAGGCCUCAUAGUUGGAAUAGUUAUAGGUUUAGUUGUUAUUCUUUGUCUUGGUGGCCUGCUGUUCUUCUGGUGCAGGGGCUACAAGCGUGAAGUUUUUGUAGAUGUUGCAGGUGAAGUUGACAGGCGAAUUGCAUUUGGUCAAAUAAAAAGAUUUUCCUGGAGAGAACUACAGAUAGCUACAGACAACUUCAGCGAGAAAAAUGUUUUAGGACAGGGAGGUUUUGGAAAGGUUUAUAAAGGUGUUCUAGCUGAUGGCACAAAAGUUGCUGUCAAAAGGUUAACUGAUUAUCAAAAUCCUGCUGGCGAUGCAGCUUUCCAGCGUGAAGUCGAGAUGAUAAGCGUAGCUGUCCAUAGGAACCUGUUACGGCUUAUUGGGUUUUGUACUACUCCAACUGAACGCCUCUUAGUUUAUCCCUUCAUGCAGAACUUAAGUGUUGCCUAUCGUCUAAGAGAAAUCAAACCUGGGGAACCCGUUUUGGAUUGGCCUUCAAGAAAACGAGUGGCUCUGGGAACCGCCCGUGGCCUAGAAUAUCUUCACGAGCAAUGCAAUCCUAAGAUUAUUCAUAGGGAUGUGAAGGCAGCUAAUAUAUUACUAGAUGGAGAUUUUGAAGCAGUUGUUGGUGACUUUGGUUUGGCUAAAUUAGUUGAUGUUCGAAAGACUAAUGUGACAACUCAAGUUCGUGGGACAAUGGGCCAUAUAGCUCCCGAAUACUUGUCCACAGGAAAAUCUUCAGAAAGGACAGAUGUUUUUGGUUAUGGGGUUAUGCUUUUGGAGCUUGUUACAGGUCAACGUGCAAUUGACUUCUCACGUUUGGAAGACGAAGAUGAUGUCUUAUUGCUUGACCAUGUUAAGAAACUGCAACGGGAGAAAAAACUAGAUACUAUUGUUGACAGCAACCUUGAUAAAAAUUACAACAUAGAAGAGGUUGAAAUGAUUACACAAGUUGCGUUACUAUGCACGCAAGCAUCGCCAGAGGAUCGUCCAGCAAUGUCAGAGGUUGUAAGAAUGCUGGAGGGAGAAGGUCUGGCUGAAAGGUGGGAGGAAUGGCAGCAUAUGGAGGUCACUCGGAGGCAUGAUUUUGAGAGACUACAAAGAAGAUUAGAUUGGGGAGAAGAUUCGGUUUAUAACCAUGAUGCCAUUGAGUUGUCGGGUGGAAGAUGAGAAUAUUCAUAAUUUUAGACCAUUUUUUUUUUUAUGUUGUAUAAUAAUAUCCCUUUUUAACAGCUUUAUUUGAUUUUAAAAUGUAGGUGCUAUUGUAUUCCAAGUGUAAAAAGA